Fusarium coffeatum is the source of this 3345-nucleotide messenger RNA. RefSeq lists its product as uncharacterized. Gene Ontology annotation, molecular function: ATP hydrolysis activity. The transcript has a single exon. The record is from RefSeq and is a predicted model, not a curated record. Lineage: Eukaryota; Fungi; Ascomycota; Sordariomycetes; Hypocreales; Nectriaceae. Gene Ontology annotation, biological process: double-strand break repair. Bases 1 to 3345 code for a protein of 1114 amino acids.
AUGAGAUGGCUUCUCCUCAGCGACAUUCACUUCAAACAUCAUGACCUCGACAGAAUCCGCCAAACAGCACAAUGGAUCAUAUCGGCCGCCGCCCACCACAAACCCGCCCGGGUAAUCGUCUGCGGCGACCUGUUGACAAGCCGCACAAUGCAACCCACCCACGUCCUAUCCGCCUGCUACCGCUUCAUCAGUCACCUAAGCGACAUUGUCCCACGCAUUCACAUUAUUCUCGGAAAUCACGAUCUCGCGUAUAAACGUGAUUAUCAGACAACCGCCCUGGAAGCGCUGAAUUUCAAGAGGCUUGCCCCACAUGUUUCGGUUCAUAGCGUCAUCGCGAAACAUGAGUGGGAUGGACGACGGGUUCUAUUGUUGCCGUUUCGGGAGGAGCAGGAGGAGCUUACGGAUGCUGUUGAUGCGAUUGACGCUCAAGAGGCGCGUGAGACGGUUGCUUUUGCGCAUUUGGCGAUUAACAAGGCUAUCACUCAGAAGUUUGUGCCGAAUGGGACGAAUUCUGUUAGGUAUUAUGGUUUGACGGGGCCGGAUCGCUUUGCGUCUUUGGCGAGAACUUUUACUGGCCAUUUUCACAGUCCUCAAACAAUUAUUCAGGAUGGUCGCCAAAGCGAUGAUUUGCAGGGAAGUCUUACGUACUUGGGCUCGCCUUGCCAGUUGAACUGGGGAGAUCUUCAUGAUGAGCAGCGCGGUGUUGUUUUAUUGGACCCCGACACGCUUGAGCAUGGAACGCUGGUUAAUCCGCAUGCCGUUGGGUAUAUCGCCGUUGACUUGGAAAAGGUUCUUACGGGCGAGAUCGGCGAAGAGACUGUCAAGGACAAGCAUGUCAUGCUCCUCGGCAGCCCUUCGCACCUCAAAUACGUCACCGCUCGCGAUCAACUUCUUUCUCUUGGUGUUCGAAGUGUGCGUAACUGGACUCAUACGAAUUUUGCCCCGAAUGCCAAUCGACGGCCGGUCGAAAGUCUUGGUGCGUCAGUACCCGCCAGCGACGCCGCCAUACAACCUUUGGAGGAGCCUGUCGAAAGCGCGACCGAUAAAGGUCUGGUUCCGGCGACCGAUGGUACCGCCGAAGCUACUCUGGACGCCCCGCCUGAAGUUGAAAGACUUGAUCUGCUUGCUGAAGCGCGCGAAUAUGUCGAUUUAUUGGAACUGGACGAGUACCUUCACCCGCGACGAGAAGAAUUAGUUCGAGUUGGCCAGCGCAUGAUCCAAGCUUCACGCAACAUGCCCGACCAGGACAGCGAAAUGGAGAUCAACUACGAAGAUUUUCUCGACAGAUCAGCUCAAGCUCUUGGCACAAGUUCCGACAGCGGUCUUGCAGGGGAAUUUACCAACAUCUUCGUCGCGGAGCCCCGCCGGCUUACAGUCACCAACUUCCUCGGCAUACAAGACACCAUCACUAUCGAUUUCCAACGCGAUGUUCCACGCGGACUGACUUUACUCGUCGGUGAUAACGGUUCUGGAAAAAGUACGCUGAUCGAGGCUGUAGUAUGGUGUCAAUUCGGCCAAUGCAUCCGCAAUGGCCUGGCAGCCAACGACGUCCUCAACGAUACCGUUGGCAAAGAUUGUUCCGUGAAACUAGAGUUCGCCAACGGUUACGCCAUAACACGCUAUCGGAAACACAAAGUCCACAAGAACCGCAUCGUUGUAUCUCUACAUGGCGAAGAUCAGCCUCAUCUCGAACAUCCAACCUCGCGAACGACACAGGCUGCCAUUAAUGAGCUUCUGGGAACAGACUACGACACAUACGUCAGGAUUGUGCUACUGAGUCAAGAAAGUGCAGCGAGCUUUUUAAACUCGACGCCAAUUCAGAGACGAGAAUUGAUCGAGUCGUCGCUUGGACUCCCAAUAUUGGAUCAUUGUGGACAGAUGUCCAAGAUGCUGCUGAAGGAUAUUGAUACACAGGUUAGCGAGGUCGAGGGAAAGUUGGAGGCCGUCAAACGGACUAUGGAGUACAGCGAGGAAAGGCUUGAAGAGCUUGACAAGACGCGUCGACGACUUGAGAGUCAGGCGGCCAAGGUUGUUGCGUCUUUGAAGGCGAAAGCUGAGGAAGAUCAACCAGAGCGUCAUGAGGAGCGAACCACCGCCAGCGAGGAAGAUGAGCCUGAAAGCCACGAGCAGGAAACCCCGGCCGCCACCGAAGAAGCUGAAUCUGGCGUGGCUACUCGCGAUAGAAUCGCGACACUCCAGAAACAGAUCCGUGCCAAGAAGGAUACCCUGCGGCAGCUGAGGAGCGAACUUGAUGCUAUGGAGGCGGCUAUUGACGCAGCUCGUCCCGUCGGUCUGCGGAAGUUCCUACUUGACAUACAAGCUGCUAUCAGCCGCUUUCUCAGAAAUCUGCGAUCUUUAUUCGGAUUCAAGGAUGACCUGGAGGAAACUGCGUCGCAAACUCAAGAUGAGACUGCAACUAUUCGCCAAAACAUCGAAACCAGCACAUCACAUAUAGAAAGUCUUAAACGCAAGGAAAAGGCAGCAAUCAACCACGCAUUGAUGAUGAGCGAACAAGCCGCACAAGCAAUGAAAGCUCAAAAAGCUCGCGAGAAAGCACGAGAAGACGCUCAGAGAGCUCGAGAGGAACAACAACAAAUAGCCCAACAAGCCCGGGAAGACCUACGUCAACAAGUCGCUGUUAAACAACGCGACGCAGUCAUAUACAAAAACCUGGCCGAAACCGAAGAAUCUUCUCUACAAUCUUUGAAGUCGGAGUACAAAGCGCUUCGGAAGCAGCGACAUGGUAUUAUCUCUGAUCGCGAGCUCUUUAAUUUUUGGUCCUCGUCACUUACGAAACGUACCAAACGCGCAACGAAGGGCAAGGCGGCUACGACUAAUUUCCGGGAGCAUAUUCUCCACAAGGUCAUUUCUGAACUCAACAGUCUUCUCGCACAGGUUCUUACGGUGUUAUACGAUGACACGCGCCACCAACACAUAGCAACAGGAAUGCUUCGCUCCCUCCUCGAAGAGCCCGACGUUCUCGACCCCACUCUCGCCGUAUCUCCUUCUCUGGCCUACGGUAAACGGUCCAGCGGUGAACGCAAAAGGGUUGACUUGGCGCUCUUUUUCGCACUUCUCCAACUUGCCCGUGCAAAAAGCGCACAUCGCGCACAUUAUGUGUUAGUUGAUGAAGUUUUCGAUAAUUUGGAUAAUGCGGGGCAAGCAGCUGUUAUGAGAUGGCUGGGCGUCAUGUCGCAGACUGUUGUGGGGUGGGUUAUUGUUAUUACGCAUAGUCAGUUUUUGAUUCAGAGGGAGGUGGAGGAGAAGGUGGUGGUUGUGAGAGCGCAGAUGGGUGGGGAGGGGACCGAGUUGUUUGUUGGUGAUGAGAGGAUGGGGAAGGAGUAG